AUGAGUCCUUAUAGACUAUCUCAAGUUCUAAUCAGAAUAACAUCUAUUAGAUUUAGUACAAGUCCUUCUGAAUUGAUAAUUCAACAAACAACAGAUGGUGAUAGUGAUCUUGAAGCUGAUGUAAAUACUUUACCAAAUUUAAGUGAAUUUAUUCCGAAUGAUGUCCUUCAAGUUUUAUAUCAAACACGAGAAUGGAAAUUUCAAACAACCAUUAAUGAAUUAAUUCAUACGGAACGUACACAUUUAAAAAGUUUAAAAAUUAUGGUUAAAUGUUUUCGUGAACCAAUGGAACGCUUUCAUGGUAUGAGUCCAGUUGAACUUGAUUGUAUAUUUCGAAAUCUUGAUCAACUUAUUCAUUUACAUACUCAAUUUAAAUAUGCACUUCGUCAACAUCGUGAAGAAGCUAAAGAUCAUGUUGUACGAAAUAUUGGUGAUUUACUUCUUAAAUUUCUUGAUGGUGAUAAAGGUGAAGAAUUUGCUCGUGCUUGUGCAUAUUUUAUUGAAGAUCAAUCACAAGCAUUAAAAUUAAUUAAAAAAAAAGAACAAUCACCAGAUUUUGCAUCACUUAUGCGAAUAUGUGAAUCUAAUCCAUUAUGUCGUCGUUUAACAUUAAAAGAUUAUUUACCAUGUGUAAUGACACGUUUUACAAAAUAUAAAAUGUUAUUUGAAGCAAUGAAAAAAUUUGCUUCAGAAGAUCAUAUUGAAUCAGAAAAAUUAAAUCGAUGUAUUGAAUGUGCCGAUAAUAUAUUAAAACAUAUGAAUGGAGCACGUUUGAAAAAAGAACAAGAAGCAUUAUUAAAACAAAUUAAAUCAAAUCUUGAUAUACAAAUACCAAAUGAUGAAAAAUUACAAAAUCUUCAAGAUUGUCUUGAACCAACAAAUAAUCGUUUAAUUUAUUCCGGUGUAUUAAAACUAUUACCUGAUUCAACAACACAAAAAACUGAAUUCGAAUGUUGUCUUUUUAAUGAUAUAUUUGUUUUUUUUCAAAAAAUUCCCAUACAAUCAUUAGAACAACGUGGUAUUGAAGAAUCAUAUAAAUAUGUUUUAAAAGAACAUCAACGUGAUGCUACUAGUGGACGUCAUCAACGGCCACGUACAACUUUAAAUCCUAAUAAAUAUCCAAGUGGACAAAAUUUUAUUUUAACACCAAUUAUUCGACUUGAACAUUUAUUAAUUAAGAAAAAAGCAUGUGGAGGUAAUUAA
Molecule: messenger RNA, 1203 nt
Organism: Rotaria sordida
Lineage: Eukaryota; Metazoa; Rotifera; Eurotatoria; Philodinida; Philodinidae
Source: the annotation of a GenBank genome assembly